AUGGCUGACAACCACUCCCCAUACGACCCCGAUCCGCGACAGGGACGCGGCGGAGACAGGAGGACGCAAGCCCUGCAAGCGGAAAUCGACGACACCGUCAAUGUCAUGCACGAUAACAUCCAGAAGGUCAGGGAGCGCGGUGAGAACUUGGAUCACCUGCAGACCAAGACCGACAACCUGGCCAACCAGGCCCAUGGCUUCCGCCGCGGCGCCAACAGAGUGCGGAAGCAGAUGUGGUGGAAGGAUAUGAAGAUGCGCAUGUGCUUGAUCGCAGGCGUCAUCAUCCUGCUCCUGAUUAUCAUUAUACCGAUCGUGGUCACCCAAACUGGCGGCAGAUAG
This is a messenger RNA of Diaporthe batatas, 339 nucleotides long. RefSeq lists its product as uncharacterized. The record is from RefSeq and is a predicted model, not a curated record. Lineage: Eukaryota; Fungi; Ascomycota; Sordariomycetes; Diaporthales; Diaporthaceae. Gene Ontology annotation, molecular function: SNAP receptor activity; syntaxin binding. Gene Ontology annotation, cellular component: SNARE complex; plasma membrane. Bases 1 to 339 code for a protein of 112 amino acids. Gene Ontology annotation, biological process: vesicle-mediated transport; vesicle fusion. The transcript has 3 exons.